UUUCGUCCUUUGGUUACGGCAGUAAAAAGAGAAGGAGAUCCUUUUACAGCUGUAAAGACAAUAGAAGCAGAAUUUUCUCCUCAAGAGAGAAAGCUUAUUGAAACCGAAUCAGAUGAUGCGAUCGUAAACUCGUUAGAAUCGAAGUGGUUUUCCAGUGAAUAUAAUGCCUUCGACGAUAUUUUUAAGGAACUUCCUGUAGAUUUCACACUUAAAGUGCUUAACGAAAUAAAAUCUUAUUAUCAAUUUGUUCUUGAAGCUGUGGAUAGAACUCAUAAUAAAGCCAUAGCUCUGCAUCAAAAAAAAAUUGGUUUGACUUGUUACUAACAUUUGCUGAACUCCACCGCGUGCAGGCCAUAAAGCAGCAGCUUCAAGUUUCUUCUUCUUUAUGCGUUUCCAUUAGAAUGCGGCUAUCAUCGUUCGCUGGCGGCUGUUGCGCAACGUCGUUGAGGCUUCUCGCUUAUUAUCGCCGCAAAGUCCAUUUAGCCAAUGCAAUUAAAAUGAUGGAAUCCAUAAAAAAUAUGCUACAAAGCGGCAACGGUUUUAAGGAGUAUUUGUAUAAAAAAAAUUAUGCAAAAGUAAUUGAAAUCUACCAAUCGCUAGAAGAAAAACUUUCUAACAUGACAGAUGUUAUAUGUUUGCAACCAUUAAGGGCCAAUAUUUCUUCUUCAAUUAGUACAUUUGCUCAACGAUUAAAAAGUGCAUUAAUUAGUGGUGUUUUUGAAAAUGCGCACUGCUGUGAAAUGGCAGAAACUUUAAGAAUGUUGGAUGUGCUUAACAGACUAGACGAAAUUCCGAGUGACAUAUGCAAAGUGUACUUCAGCAGGGUUGAAGAUUUAGCUAAGCAUGCCCAUCAAAACUUUUUAUUGGGACCCACGUCAUAUGAAUGGCAUCAAAGCGUAGUGACGUUAUGCAAGAAUUAUUGUGAAGAAAUAAACUCCUUGCGACUCUCUUUUACUAAAUACUCAAAGUUGAUUCGUAAAAUAUACAAAGAUUUUCCUAAAGAAAAAUGUGAAGAACCGGAAACUUUAAUAUCUCAAGAAAAAAUACGAAUGUGGGAAGGAAUUCAAUGGCAUGUGAGCAAUGCUCUUUCCGAAAAUUUGCUGAAGGUUCCAGUAAUGUUAGAAGACUUUAUUGAAACUUUUGAGCAUCUUCAAAUAUUUGUUUUUUUUGGAGAACUUUUUAGUUCCUGCCAUUCUCACCAGCUUUUUGAGUUGAUCAGUGAAAAAGCUCAAACUUUUUUUAAUGACUUUCACAAGUCAAAAGUGGAAGAUAUCAAGGCCAUGCUUGAAGCAGAAGCGUGGCAUUCUCUACCCGUGUAUGAAAACUUUGACUUCUUUAGCUUCCGGGAGUUUUCUUUUGUGAAAAGUAUUAAUAAAGAAGCAAAGGAAAACCAAAGAAGUAUAUUGACCGCCAUUUUUGAAAACUUUAAUAAUCCUUUUAAAGAUCCUUUUUUAAGCUCUUUAUUUUCGGUGAUUAAUGAAAGUCUUAACAAUAAUGUUUUGCAAAAGUUUACUUCCCACCAACAAACCAAAGCAAAAAGCAAAGUAAUUACGCCAGUCACUAUAAGUAUUGCAAAACUUAUUGGAACUUAUUUGAAAGUUAUUUAUGUUUUUCCUGAUAUUUCGAAAGGAGUUUUAGAGGCUCUAAUCAGUAUUUAUGAUAUUUACGUCUUUACCGUUUUCAAAUUUUUUGGGCAACAUCCUCUAAUGGAAAACAGUCAUGAUCUUGUUAAAAACUUUGAGGACAGCACAGCCAAUGAGAAUUUUGUGAAGUCAGCCAAAAUGAAAAUGGCCUUGAAAAGAUUUUACAAAAUUAUGACAUCCGACCUUUUCCAAGCUCAUUGCAAUAAUUUUUUUGAAUGCUUUGAAAACUGGAGAUCGAGUGUAACUUUGAAUAAUCCUCAUGAUAUUUACGGUCUUUCCUAUCGAAUAAUCGGAAUUGAGUCUCUUUAUGUUAUCAAAGACCUAUUCAAUGCAAGUCAGGAAAUUGUCAACGAACUUUUCUUAUAUCACCAGCUUGUUCCUCCUAAACUACACUGUCUAUCGGUUUCUGUGAUACCAGAACUAAUUCUUUUUUGCUACAGUAACGUGUUAUCAAAAAUAAUAAAUUUCGACAAAGUUUUGAACGAGAUGCGCACGUGCAACUGGGAUCUAAAUCACGUCGGGUCCCAACAUAAUCGUUACGUGGACAAAAUGAUUGACGAACUCUUCGCUUUCCACGUGUUGCUCUAUAAACAGACGAGUAUAACUCAUCGACAUAAAAAAGUCGUUUGGGCACAAGCAUUGCGGAAUGCAAUGCUCGUAUUUGUCGAAGGUUUCUCAAUGUCGGAAAAGUGCACCAAUGAAGGUAGAGCUUUAAUGAAGCUCGACUUAUCUCAGUUUAAGUCAAAGCUACAAAAGUGUUAUUCGCCCAAACUCGUUCCCUAUUUUUCACUCGCAGAAGAAUACAUCAACGCUUUUUAUAUAAAAGAAAGCGAACUAGAAAACUGGAUUUUAACUAAUUCGGAUUAUUCAAAAAAACAGCUAAACAGUUUGCUUAACUGUCGAACUAUAACUGAUACAAAUCUUAAAGAAAAACUUCGACUAUUAGUAGAGUUGCGCGCUUCCAAAUAA
This is a messenger RNA of Zophobas morio, 2612 nucleotides long. Its product is annotated as syndetin-like. NCBI's taxonomy places the organism in Eukaryota, Metazoa, Arthropoda, Insecta, Coleoptera, Tenebrionidae. Gene Ontology annotation, cellular component: EARP complex. The coding region runs from base 402 to 2612 and encodes 736 amino acids. The record is from RefSeq and is a predicted model, not a curated record. The transcript is spliced from 34 exons. Gene Ontology annotation, biological process: endocytic recycling; retrograde transport, endosome to Golgi. Gene Ontology annotation, molecular function: SNARE binding.